AUGAUCAAUGUGAGUCUCGUGCCCACCGUGAACGCCGCUGCCGCCGCAAAGAAUACGACGGAGAAGCAGCAGCAGCAGCUAAAGACGGAGGAGGUCCAAAGCAACAAGUCCCCUGAGAACAACGUCGAGCCCAAGCUCACGCCCGCGCAGACGGACUUGUUGACGCCCACCAAACGGCACCCCAUUGACCUCGAAUCGGUGGACGUGGAGGUUACUGGGAUGACGAAGGUGUUCGAGGAGGACAGCCAGAAGGAGAAGCAGGAGCAGUUGCAGAAGCUGCCGCUGGACGAAGACUUGGCAGCAGCGACGACGAGAGGAAGCCAGCUCUCGGCUUCCCCAUCAUUCGAGUCGUUGUGGCACCCCACGGUGCAGUUCGGCAUCAUUGUGGCGGUGGUGCUGGACUUCGCAAACUGCAGCUUCUCCAACAUCGGGAGUCCUAGAGCGUCGGGCGGCGGACGUGACAACACGUAA
Molecule: messenger RNA, 471 nt
Organism: Phytophthora sojae
Lineage: Eukaryota; Oomycota; Peronosporomycetes; Peronosporales; Peronosporaceae
Exons: 2
Coding region: 1-471 (156 amino acids)
Source: RefSeq, a predicted model, not a curated record